Falco peregrinus (peregrine falcon) is the source of this 8733-nucleotide messenger RNA. RefSeq lists its product as uncharacterized. Lineage: Eukaryota; Metazoa; Chordata; Aves; Falconiformes; Falconidae. The coding region runs from base 6453 to 7373 and encodes 306 amino acids. The transcript is spliced from 2 exons. The record is from RefSeq and is a predicted model, not a curated record.
GACAAAAGGGGGGGGUCGUUAGCGGCUGGGGCACCCAUGGGUGCUGCGGGAUGCAGCUGCAUCACAGCGGGGCGGUACCUGACCCUGUACCACACAGCACCCACAAUGCCCAGCCCUACACGGUGCUGUGGGGCAGACUGGCAGUACCUGACCCUAUAUACCAUAUGGGGGCAUGCAGAGCCCAGUCCUGCCCCCGUAUGGCCCGGGGCGGGAGGGGGGGCUGGCCAUUCACCCCCCCACCCCAUAGGCCAUACGACAGCAGCCAGCCCCACCCCCGUGCCUCAGUUUACCACCCGAGCGGCACGCUGGUGCUGGCAUGGAGGUAGGGCCCGACACCUUCCUGCAGUGCAGUUACACCAGGGAGGGGUUUGGCCCCUUGUCUGCAACAAGUGGGGUGUCCCAGCAGCCCCCUGCCCCAUGGGGCUCAUGCUUCGGGGGGGUCCCUGCAUGCGUCUGCCCUGAGCAAGACAGGACAACCCAGCUCUGCUGCUGGGCAAGGUGCUGCGCAAGGAGCAGUGCAAGGUGCUGUGCAAGGGGCAGUGCAAGGGGCAGUGCAAGGGGCAGUGCAAGGGGCAGUGCAAGGGGCAGUGCAAGGGGCAGUGCAAGAUGGUGUGCAAAGGCUCUGCUGUACAAAGUGUCGCGCAAGGUGCAGCAUGAGGUGCUGUGCAAGAUGCCAUGGACAGGCCCUGCUGGGCAAGGUGCUAAGCAAGGUGUCAUGCAAGAUGCUGUGCAAGAUGCCGUGCAAGGUGCCAUGCAAGAUGUUGUGCACAGGCCCUGCUGUGCAAGGUGGUGUGCAAGGCAGCAGCAAAGGCCCUGCCAUGUCAGAUGCAGUGUGAGGCGCUGAGCAAAGGCCCUGCUGUGCCAGGAGCAGUGCAAGGUGCCAUGCAGAGGCCCUGCUGCGUGAAGCCAGGCUUUCUGCCAGCCAGGGAACAGCACGGCAGAGGGGCCGCACCCAGCAAGCACCACAGCACCCCGCUCACAGCUCCCCUUGCACGCAGAGCUGCCCAGCCCACCCCAGGUGACGGAGGACAUUUCUCCAGCCCAAGCCAAGCGGUGCAGGGAAGGGUCCCAGGGGGAAGAAGCACCCACCAGCACAGCCCUGUUGGGUACCAGGGUCCACCCAGCCCUUGGCAUCUGGGUGAACCAGCAGCCACAGGCACUGCCAGCGCCCUGCUCUGGAAAACACAAGGCGUCAGGAAGCAGGCACAGCACACCGCAUGGGGAAGGCGCCCAGACAUCACCACGAUGGGCAGCAGCCCAAAGCCUGCAGAGCAGCAUCCCAGCUGCCUUCCAGCACCUUCGUCUCAGUUCUGGGAUUUAAUUUGUUUCUAAUCACUUGAAAGUAAAUUAAAAAUAAGGUUUCCACUGCACACACAGAUAUUAAAAAGGAGGCUGGGAUGAGGUUGCAGCAUCAUGGCACAGCAGCUUCCCCGGGGCCAGGGACAAGCCCUGUGGGUGGCCUGGGGAGCUGGCUGCAGCAUGGGACACAUCACCGAGGACGGGGGCACCCCGAGGGAUGAGCCCCCAUCCCAGUGUGUUUGCAUCCACUGUGGCUGUGGGGUUAUGGUCCCCACUGUCACCUCUGCCCCACGGGACGUGGCUGGAUCCCAAAGCCACUGGACAGGCGAGGAGAGAGUGGGGUGCCCCUGUCCCCAGGGCUUUCCACCCAUCCUCCAUCCCAGGGGAUGCCCUGCGCUGUGGGAACAGCCCCCAGGCACCCCCCAAAAUCCCUCUGCAAGACCCCACGGAGCUGCGGGGGAAGGAUGGGGGUCCCGCAUGCCACCGCGGUGUUGUAGGUGCUGGGGAAGCCGGAGCAUCCCCAGUCUGGCAGGGGCAGGCAGGGCUCCCUCACCCAGCACUGCCCCAUUUCAGAAGCUGUUCGGAGCGUGCCCUGGCGUGAAGCCACCCAUAAUGGGUUCUCCUCGGAUAAUCCCUCCUCGCCUUUAAAUUCCAUUAAAGCCAUCCGGGAAGAUUAGCAGCUGCGGUUCAAGGCUGGGAAAAACAAUUCCCAGGGCAGCUGCUCGGCUUUGCCAAAAUACCAGGGGGUAUUUCGGGGUGGGGGCUCCUCCAGGCACUGCUGGGAUGGACCCUCACCCCAGGACCAAGCCGAGCCGCUGGCAUCCCACUGUGUCCUGCUGAGGGGCAGCAGCAGCCACUGGGUUUGCGUGGCACAAGCAGGGGAGGAAAAGAGCCGGCGGCAGCUUGGGACAAGCCCGAGGUGCAGUGCCCGGCCGGGGGUGAGCACAGCCCUGGCGAUGGGGUGGGAUGCACCGGUCAGCUGCAAGCACCGUGCUGGGGGAUGCGUGGUGACACACUGGGGAGGGUCCUCGCACAUCCAAGUGCCAGCAGCACAGUCCCUGCACCCAGCAGAGCCUCGACAGGGGUAUCCACAAACCUGCCGUGCGUGCUGGGUGCCCCUGGUCCCUGUGCCCACAUGCCAGGGUGACCCUCACCCCUCUGCCGGCAUGCCAGGGUGAUCCUCAAACCAUGCCCAGGUGCUGCACUGUUCACCCCCAUCCCUGCAUGCCAGGGUGACCCUCACUCCCAGGCUGGGGUGGCCUUCAUCCCCAUGUCCACGUGCCAGGGUGACCCUCAGCCCCGCGCCCACACGUUGGUCCACGCAGGAGGGACAGCAGUGCCAAGGGUGCCAGCAAGCCCCAGCACCAGCCUCACUGGCCCAGGAAAGCGCUGGUGCUCAACAUAGUAUGGCCCUGGGCUACCGGGGACAUCCAUCCCCCCCGGCUCCCAUCAUGCCAUGUCACCCAGCAGGCAUCACCACGAGGUCCUCAGGGACCGGAGCACCCACAUGGCACCGCUCGGGCUCUGCGGCGCAUGCGGCCAGCCGGGAGCAGGAUGCAGCCCCACCGUGCAGGCAGGAGGAAGCGGUGUUGCUCCUUCAGGAAGCCAAUUUUCACCACCCCUGAAAUCCCAGCGAGAUUCCAGGAAGCGGCUGGGAUUCCCAGGAACGGAGCCACUCUCCCCAGUCCUGACAGAGAAGGGGCUCAGCAUGGAGAUUUCCUCUGCGGAAGACUCAGCAACUGGGAAAAGGGUAGAAAAAAGGGGAUUGCUGAAAUUCAGCAUUCCUGCUGAGUGACAACGCCUGGCAAUGCCGGGAAAGGGCCCUUCCUUCAUCCGCUUCCAGCUCAGCCACCGCCGGCAGCAGCUCUCAUGCCAGAGAAGCCCAGGCAGGAGGAAGAGGGCAGGGGGCUGGGCAGGGGGCUCAGCCAAGGCUGGAGGAAGGCCGAGUGCUGAGCUGCUCCAGCGAACCCCUGGCACCACCCACCCCAGAAGCACGAGGAUGCUUUUACACUGUGCAGCACCCUCCCCCCCGGACCUUGUUGUGCCUCGGUUUCCCCAUGAGCCUGGCCCUCAUGCACCUGCAGAAAGAGUGGGGAGGUACUGCCUGCCUGGAGGGGGGCACGGGCCAUGACCCCCGGAAAGCCGAGAGCCCAGGGACACCCCAGCAUUGAAAACUGGCAAGAGGUCAGGCCCCCCAGGGUGGGCUCUUGGCAGGGCCCAUGGUGGGGAGGGGCAGUACAAGUGCAUUGUCAUGUCUGUGUCCCAACAGCCCUGCGUCCCUGCAUCCAUGUCCCCGGAUCUCUGUAUCCAUGCCCCUGCACCCCCACAUCUCCACAUCCCUGUGUCCCUAUGUCCCUGCAUGUCUGUGUCCCCACAUCUCUGCAUACCUGUGUCCCUGCACCCGUGUCCCCACACCUCUACAUACCUGUGUGCCUGCAUCCCCACAUCUCUGCAUCCCUGUGUCCCUCCAUCCAUGCACCCGUGUCCCCAUAUCAUUGCAUCCCUGUGUACCCACAUCCCUGUGUCCUUGCAUCCCUGUCUCCCUGCAUCCAUGUAUCCCCAUGUAGCCAUAUCCCUGCAUCCCCGUGUCCCUACAUCCUCAUGUCCCUGUGUCCCCACAUCUCUGCAUCUUUGUGUCUGUGCAUCCUCGUGUCCCCCUGUGCCAUCCCCUCCAGAGCCGCAGGGCCCAGCAUAACUUGGCCAAGCUCUGGCAGGGGACCACAGCAGGAUCCGGCCCGGCCGUCGGGCUGCUGCCGAGGGAGCAUGGGGGCCAACCCACGCUGCCGCUCUUGCUCCCUUGGCCCCACAUGAGCCCCAGGAGAUGACAGGAGCUGUUGACAAACCCUCUGCCAGGCACAUAAACACUCAGGAACAUUGGGAACAUCCCGCCAGCCCUUCCUGGGUGGCCUCUCCUCGGUAAGGGCUGGGGGUUGAGUGUUCCCAGCCGAGGUGGGAUGAGCAUUUCCAUGAACAGGAUGCUCGGCGUGAGGGUUUGCUGGCACCACCAUCCCCAGUGCACAGGGUGAGGGCUGGAUCCUGCACCAGCACCAGCAAAACCAGCCUGAACAGGAACGCUGCUGCAACUAAAUAAAUGGGGAGGGGGCGGGGGCAGAGGGGAGGAAUAAAGGACCUGGGCUCAUCAGGCAAGGGCAUCAGCGCUGUUACUCAGUGCUUCCCCUUCCCCACAAUUCAUUAAUUGCUUUUAAGGCCAAGGGGUGAUCAGAGCAUCCAGUCUCAAGAGCCAGGGAUGGAGGGGGUGAUGCCACCCUCCUGAGAGCCCAGGGCAAUUAACAGGGGGAUCCUUCUGGGUAAUUAAUGAGACAUUACAUAAAAGCAAGGUUGGGAGCAUCCUCUGCCAGCCUGACACCUCCCUGUCACCCACCAUCCCCUCGCCAGGGACCAGCACCCAGGGGAGACCCCGGGGAGGGCUCGCACCAGGAAGGUUCCAGCGUGCCGGGAAGCCCUGGGAAACAUGGCCAAGGGAUGGAGGCUCAGCUGGUCCCGCUGCCAGGACCCCCCCACCCUGAGAUGCUGUGAGCGGGUGCAGCAGUGAUGCCUCCUGCCCAACCUUCAUUACACAAACGAAGCCACUAAUGAACCCCAGCAAAGGCGAGAUCGAUGGCAGGCGCUGCAGAAGUGCUGAGCAGGAAACAAUUACUCACCGCUCCCCGCCAGCACCCAUCCACGCUGGCCCCACGCCGGGGGCAGGAACCCCACACAGCCCCCCGGCUGUGGGUGCAGGACUCUGGGGUGUCCCCAUGCCAUGGGUGCACGAGCCCCACUGCAAGCGAGACCUGCACGGCCCCACACAAUGGGUGCAGAAGCCCUGCAAAACCCCGUGCUACAGUGCAGGAGCCUGGGCUGGCCUUGUGCUAUGGGUGCAGGGCUCCUACACAACCCCACAUUACGGGUUCAGGAGCCCCAUAGGGCCUGAGACAUGCACAGCCUCAUGCUGUGGGUGCAGGAGCCCCGCACAGCCCCACGCUGUGGGUGCAGGAGCCCCGCGCUGCCCCACGCUCUGGGUGCAGGAGCCUGGGGUAACCUCAUGCUACGGGUGCUGCAUCCCUCCUACCAGAAAGACCCCCACAGAUGCACAUCCCAACGGCCACCUCUGCCCAAAAGCACCCAUGGGAGCGGGGAUGGGGCAUGCUGGGACACAGUGGCUUUUCGCACCUCAGCAGCUGCUCGAUGCCGGGGGGGACCCUUGCCCGCCACCACUGCCGGAUCCGGGGGGAGGGAUGGAGGAAGCGUGGAGCCUUCCCUCCCCCUCAGCCCUUCCUGGUGUCGAAACGCUGGAGACAUGAGGCAGGAAGCUGCCACCAUCACUGCCCACCAGCGAUCUCCAAGCCUGGGGGCCCCGUGCCACGGGCUGGCAGCCCCAGUGCCCCCCGCGCCCCCGGCACACUGCCACAAGGCCAUAUCCUGCUCUCCUGGCCACCCUGCCCUCUCCCUGCCACUCAUCCGGUACCUUAAUGAGCUCGUUAGGUACACGUCCGGGACUAAUGAUCGCUUUAUUUGGUGGCUGAUAAUUGAGUGGGGGCCGUUUGAUCUCUGUUCGGAAGAUUUACGAGGAUUUGGUUCCCCUGGGCAUCAGAGCGGGGUCUGACGGCAACGCCAUCGAUUGCCUUUGAACCUUGGGUGGAAGAGCCAGGGUUUUCACUGGCUCUCACGCUAAUGGGGCCAGCGGGCAGAUCUAAUUAGCCAGAGCCGCGUUAGAAGGGAUCUCCAGGGAUAACGGAGCCGCCAGCAACCACAUCACACGCUCCAGCACAACCCCGUGGCGGCGGCCAGUGGCUCUGUGCCAGCUGUGCUGGGAUGAGCACCGAGCACCCCAGCAGCCGAUCCCAAAGCCUGAGCAUCCCAUGGGCUGAAGGCUGCAUCCUGCAUCCCCGCUGCAUCCCGCCGCAUCGCCUGCCAGGCUCAGCAGCAGCAUCCCCCAGCUGGGUCAGAGCUUUGCUGGCUUCCUUGGCAAGGAAACGCCUUGGCUGUGGGAUCCGGGAUGUGUCUGGAUCCUGCUGUUACUACCAGAGUUUGUUCUCCAAACAACAUCCAGGAAGCAGGAGACUCCCCUCCCGGGCCACCUUCCAGGGCUCCUUCUCUUCCCAGCGGAGAUCCCUGUCCUGCUCCCAGACCCUACGCAUUCAUCCAGGGGGAUGCACAGGAUGCCAGGACUGCAAAGCAACCCGGGGGACCUAUUGGUCCUGGCGCGGUUUGAUGCGGCAGAGGGGCAGGAUGGGACCACGGGGUGCAGGGAAGGGUGCAGAGGGGUGCCCAGUGCCAACAGAGGUGGACUGCCACACUGGGACCACUGCAGUGCUUCCCCAGCUCCAGCCUUGGCUCCGCUGACAACUGGGAAACCACCCUCCACCGCAGCUCAAACCACGGGCCACCAGCGGAGCACCCGACUGGCCCAUGGAGGCCAGCAGGUGCCCGUGGGGCCGCAGCUACCCUGCCUGGGUGCUGGGCAGGAGGAGCUGGGGAGGGGGAGAUGCGUGUUCUUGGAGAAGCUGCAAAUAUCGAGGCGGCAUGUUUGGCGGCCACCGGGCUGGCCUGCUCCCCGGCACUGCCAGCAGCCACAAACUCGCCUGUUUACUCCACCGAGCCACUUCCUCCGCUCUUCCCACCGCGGGGCUUUGAAGGGGGCUCGGCAGGAGGCUGGGAACGGCAGCACGAUGACGCACGGAGCGGCACCGGCUGAGCCCCCCAGCCCCCCGCCGAACGCGGGGACAGCCCCUGCACCCUGCAUGCCGGGCUCGCCAGCACCUGCAUGCGACCCUCACCCACGGAGCACCCAGGGCCACGCCGGGAGCUGGGUGACCCCAAAACCCUGCACCACAGAGGCAUACAGGGGAGGCUGUGGGGACCCCCCAAGAAAAGUGGGGUGGCCCCACGCUGGCACUGGAGGAAUCAUCAGGAAUGAUGCUUUUUUUGGGGUGUCCGAUGGUAAACCAGCUGCCGCAGCUGAACCCCCUGACCCCCUUCAGAAGCUUUGGGAUGAAUCCAUGUGGAUUUGGGGUCAGAGCUGCGAACAGGAGCUGAAAGGGAGAUGGGGCGGGGGGGAUUUAUCAGCCUAAUUACCCCCCACCCAGCUCCCUCCGGAGCGCCGCGUGGGCUGGGAGAUCAGCUCCUGCCUCCCCUGCCUGCACGCCUGCCCGCGGCUGCUGCCAGCCCAUGGGAAUGCCGCUUGCUCGUGCUCCCCUGGGCACCCAAAAAUCUCCCAGGGUCGAACGGGCUGCAUACCAGGGAUCGCACCCAGUGGGGGGAAACUCAAAGGGUGCUCCAGCUCCAACCCUGCUACUACAAAAGCGACGCUCGCUCCCUCCCCCUGACUCCGGGGGGGGAGGGGGUGCUGCUUGCCUGCUCCAGGGGUGCGACAGACGUGCCAGUCCUCAAUUAGGGAUGCUGAGCUGGGGGGAUGCAGAUGCUGUCGGCCGUGGCCAGGGCAGCAACACCCAGGCAGCCUGCCCAGCAGUGACGCCCCCCCAAUGCUGGGGGCUCUGCGAGAGCCCCCAUAUCCCAACCCACCACCCCAAAACACUGCAGCAUUUCUGGAAGGUUCUGCCAAAGCAGGACCCCCUCAUCCUUCCCUCCUGCCGUGGGCUGCGGGGUGGCAUUAGCUGCACCAAAGCCCCAAGUCCUGACACUCAGGUGCUGGGGAAGGGGGGGGGGAGGGGGAGGGGGCUGAGGGGAGGGCAACGCCCCCACUACCUGCGCACCGGUGUUGGGGGUCAAGCGGGAGCACUCCUGAGCACCUGUUCCUAAAAAAUACAUUAAUGAUGGGGAGGCCCAGGGGAUGGAGAGCUGUCAGAAAAGGAUCCGGGUGAGGAAUGGCACCGAGCCGGAGCCUGAACCCCUUGGCCACAAGGGGAGGGGUUGUCACGGGAGACACCCCCAGACCCCCCGCGCAUGGGCUGGUGGCGGUCACCGGACUCCCCGCCAAGGUCCCGAAAUCCCCAAAUCCCGUCCCCAGGGUGGACACCUCGGCAGGUCUGUGAAUUCACCCCAACCACCUCUGCCGUGCUCCGCACCCAGGGACGUGGAGGGUGGCUGGAGGGUCCCCUUACCCCCUCAGCACCACGGGCGUCCCCAAAGGGUGGCAGCCAUCGCGGUGGCUCCCAGGGGACCGAGGUGUCGCAGGCCACCGUGGCCCCCCCCACCUGCAGGCCUGGCACGUGUCCCCCAGCACCCCCCCAUCGUGCCGAACGCGGGGCGGGGGGCGCAGGACCCGGCUCCCCUGGGUGUCGCUCCCUGCUCCCACCCGAGCCACGAGUGGGAACAAUUGGGGUGACACCCCCCAAAAAAAAUACCCAACAACAGCCACCCAGGCUCCGAAUCGGACGGGGCAGAGCAACAACGGCGCCCAGCACCCAGCCAGCACCACGGCGGGGCGGGGGCGGCCGAGGGUCCCCGCGUCCCCCCCGGCCUCGAGCCGCU